This is a messenger RNA of Symbiodinium sp. CCMP2456, 2431 nucleotides long. The record is from the annotation of a GenBank genome assembly. NCBI's taxonomy places the organism in Eukaryota, Dinophyceae, Suessiales, Symbiodiniaceae.
AUGCAAGAUAGGGCGUUAUCCACCAGCCUCAGCACAGCCCCUUCGGCACCGACCGAGACGGGGGCCGCUGCGCGUCUCGAUGCCCUUCUGGAAGCGGCGUGGCCAGCCGGUGAGUGGCGAGAUUUACGCGUCGCGGUCGCCGUGUCCGGCGGGCCCGAUAGCGUCGCGCUGCUGCGCGCGUUGGUCCAGGCCAAGCAAUCGGCUGGCGGGAGGGGUGACCUCAUCGUUCUACAUCUCGACCACGGAAUUCGUGGCGAGGCUUCCCAUAACGAUGCCGAAUGGGUGCGACAACUGGCGACCGGCCUCGGCCUGGAGUCCGUUGUCGAAGCCGCUACCCAAGCCGGCCCUCACAGUGAAGAGGCCCUGCGCGAUCUGCGGCGCGAAUUCUACCGCCGGGCGGCGGACUCACUCGGCGCCCGCUACGUGGCGACGGGGCACACGGCCGACGACCAGGCGGAGACGGUGCUCUUUCGGCUGCUGCGGGGCACGGGCGUGCGGGGCGCCGCCGGUAUUCGGCCGAUGGCGGCGCUGUCGCCCGCGUGCUCGCUCGUGCGGCCGCUGCUCGGCGCCACCCGGGGCGGCGUGCUUGCCUAUCUUGCCGCGAUCAGCCAGCCCUACCGCAUCGACGCCACCAACGGCGAGGACACGUACGCCCGCAACUGGCUGCGGAACCAAGCGAUGCCGCUGCUGGCUGAGCGUUUUCCGACGGCGGCGACUGAGUUGGCUGGCUUCGCGCAGCGGGCCGCCGAGACGAGCGACCUCGUCGAAAGCCUCGCCGCCGACCUGCUACGACGCGCCGUCGGCGCGACGCCAACCGCCGAGGGUCAUGUCACACUCCAAAGCGCCGUGCUUACGCAGUCGCCGCAGCCAUUGGUGGUCGAGGCGUUGCGGGUGGCAUGGCGUGAGGCAGGUUGGCCGCAGCAGGCGAUGACGGCGGGGCACUGGCGGCAGCUAGGGGAGAUGGCGGUCACCGCUAAGCCUCAACCGGCGGUGGUGUUCCCUGGAAGUAUUCGGGUCGAGCAGGUCGGCGCCGAGUUUGUGCUAGCGGGGCCGAAAGAUACUGGAAACGGUGCGACGCGACCCACCGCUGGCGAAGGAUCGCCACCCGUCGCGCCGCUCGCAGCACUCCACGGACGGACCUGGGCUUCCAUUUUCGGACACGUCGUCAACUCCUGUUGGUCGCUCUUCCGCGGCGUGCUCACGCUCGCGGCGGUGCUCGCGGUUGCGCUGGCGGUGUUUUUGUACUACCGCCUCGACGACGAGGCGCAGCGGCUCUGCGAAGCGGCGCUCAACCGCCACUGCGAGCCGUUCGUCGCGCGCGUCGGCGCCGCCCGCUUCACGCCGGGCAAGGGCGUCACGAUGUACGACGUCGAGAUCGUCGAAAGUCUCCAAUGGCAGCCGCCGCGUGGCGUCCUGCAAAUCGACGAGCUUCAGGUGCAGGGGCAAUUCGACAUCACCACGCUGCUGCGCGGCGCGCCGGUGGUGACGCGCAUCGUCGCCAAGUCGCCGCGUUUGGCGGUCACACGUCGCGAGAACGGCGUGUGGAACGUCAGCGACCUCAAGCUCAAGAGCAACCCCAACCAACCGUUGCCGCGGAUCGACCUCCACAACGCCACCGUCCUACUGACGGGUGAAGCUGGGGGCACGAAGACGCUCGGCGUCAACCACCUCAACGCGUCUUUCGUACCGGCCACGGACGGCAGCCGUGCCUUCAAUCUGACGAUCGCCGCGCGCGACACGCUCGCCAAGUCGCUCGAGGUGCGUGGCGCCGCCUCGGCGGAUGGCUCGGGGUUCCGCCUCGAUUACAAGGCUGAUGGCAUUGAAGCGACGCCCGCCCUCGUCGAGACGCUCGCCGGACUCGGCCUCGCGCCGCGGAUGACGUUGCCGCCGAUGCAGGGCGUCCUCUCGCUCAGCGGCGAAGCGUCGCGCACCGCCGCAGCGGAACCGCUAUCGUGGCGGACCGCCUUCAACUUCGCGGGGAGCGAGGGCCACAUCCCGGGCUUCAAGCGCCCUCUCAGCGACAUCGUCAUCAUCGGCGAAGCCUCGCCCACGGGCGUGCGGUUCGAGCAGGCGACGGCGCGGUGGGGUGAUUCGGUGAUCCGGCUGGUUGGGCGGCGUGAGGGUUGGUCGCUCGGAUCGCCGCUCGCCGCGCGGGUGCGGAUCGACGACCUCGACUUCGGCGACGUUCCCAUCGAACGGCUGCCCCAGAAAGCCCUGGGCCUAUGGAACCGCUUCCGUCCGGCGGGACGUAGCGACGUCGCGAUGGACCUCGCCUACGACGGACAGACCUGGGCGCCGCGCGCGACCAUCACCGCCAAGGGGGCGUCUUUCGAAGACGCCGAGAAGUUUCCCUACCGGCUCACGGGGGCGACCGGACAGAUCCUCGUCAACGGCGGCGUCACCGACGACCCGCAACCGCCCGCGCCGGGAA